Messenger RNA from Neltuma alba, 549 nucleotides. RefSeq lists its product as uncharacterized. Gene Ontology annotation, biological process: mitochondrion organization. The transcript is spliced from 2 exons. Lineage: Eukaryota; Viridiplantae; Streptophyta; Magnoliopsida; Fabales; Fabaceae. The coding region runs from base 1 to 351 and encodes 116 amino acids. The record is from RefSeq and is a predicted model, not a curated record. Gene Ontology annotation, cellular component: mitochondrion; nucleus.
AUGAUCAUUUUAUUUGCUACGAGAGUAUCAGACACUAAAUAUGCAUGUCUUCUUUCUUAUUUUAAUUUUAUAGGCUUGGCUUUUGGAACUGGAGCUGAAGUGGCACACCGGGCUGUUGGUGCUGUAAUGGGGCCUCGUGCCGUUCGACAUGAAACAGUGGGCUCUCAGCCUGUUGCUGCUGCGGCUCCCGCACCAACUGAAAAUAGUCUCGGUGGUGAUGCUUGCAAUGUUCACUCAAAAUCUUUUCAGGAUUGCCUGAACAGCAACGGGAGUGACGUUAGCAAGUGCCAGUUUUACAUGGACAUGCUUGCAGAAUGCAGAAGGAACUCUGCUUCUGCAUUCGCUGCUUGAUCUUCUUCAUUGACUUUGAAUCAAAUCAGUUUCAAUAAAAAUUUAUUGCUCUUCUGCUUGCGGGUUCUCAUGGUGAUGUUAUUGGAAUUUUGAAUAAGAAUGCAUGUUCUAAAAUGUUUGCUACUUUAUGAACAAUUUUCAUUCUAGAGAUUUUGAUUUGGAUUCGAUGCUUUAUUUUCUAUCAGGAUUUCAAUAAAA